Colletotrichum truncatum is the source of this 1083-nucleotide messenger RNA. RefSeq names its product CDK-activating kinase assembly factor MAT1. Gene Ontology annotation, biological process: positive regulation of cyclin-dependent protein serine/threonine kinase activity; regulation of transcription by RNA polymerase II; nucleotide-excision repair. NCBI's taxonomy places the organism in Eukaryota, Fungi, Ascomycota, Sordariomycetes, Glomerellales, Glomerellaceae. Gene Ontology annotation, molecular function: cyclin-dependent protein serine/threonine kinase activator activity. The record is from RefSeq and is a predicted model, not a curated record. Gene Ontology annotation, cellular component: transcription factor TFIIH holo complex.
AUGGCCGCCCGUCGUCCCUCAACCAACGGGGCUCCUGCACCGACGCCGAACGACGACAUCUGCCCAGUAUGCAAAACUAUGCGCUAUCUAAACAAAGACCUCGAGUUCCUCAUUAAUCCAGAGUGCUACCACCCAAUGUGCGCCAACUGCGUCGCCCGCAUCUUCUCAGACGGCCCCAACCAGUGCCCCUACGCAGGCUGCCACAAGACACUCCGUAAAAAGGGAUUUAAGUCUGCCUACUUUGGCGAUUUGACUAUCGAACGUGAAGUCGACAUCCGGCGCCGUGUCGCCGCAGUCCUGAACAAGGUUGAAGACGACUUUGAGACACUGUCGGAUUACAACGAGUAUCUGGAAUGGGUCGAAACCUUGACGUUUGACCUCAUCUCAGGAAGCGAUGUCGAGAAGAAGACAGCGGAGGCGAAGCUGAUUGAGUGGGAGCAGGCCCACCGCGCCGAGAUCGAGCGCAACAAACGGCUCGCCAAAGAAUCCGAAACAGAGCGUCUCUCUCGCUUCGAAGCAGAGAAGGAAGAGGCGCGCCGCCGCAGGAUGGAGGCCAUGGAGGAAGACAAGGCUGAGAAGAAGAAGGAGCAACGUAUGCGUGAGGAAAUGCUCGACGGACUGGCUAGCGGAGAUGUUGGCGAGGCCAAGCAGACGCUUAAUCGCAUUCUACUCAAGAAGCGCGGACAGGGCCGCAUGUCUGCCGCCAUGGGUUCCCUGAACGAUGCUACCACGCCUGGUCUCUCCAUCCGCGGAUUGAAGAAGGAGAAGAAGCGCGUCAUCGAAGAAAACAAGCCGUACGACCCGUUUGGCGGUCUCAAGCUCGACAUGGAGAGAUACAAGCUGGGCCCUUUGGAAGAGUACCGCAAUCACUGGGUCGACGAGGCACGCAAGAAGGACGAGAUCGUGGUCGGAGGAUACAGUGCGGAAGAGUACCUCGGCCGGGCCAUGUUCGAGGCGUUUUCAGGAUUGGCUGUGUUUAUUGACGACGAAAAGGGGCCGGAAAAGGUUGCUACUGCUGAAGCGGUGGAAGCUGCAGCCACAGGGCAAACAGCUCAGAAGAUGGAUGUGGACGACGUCUUUUAG